Messenger RNA from Fusarium keratoplasticum, 1011 nucleotides. Its product is annotated as PKS-ER domain-containing protein. The record is from RefSeq and is a predicted model, not a curated record. The transcript has 4 exons. Gene Ontology annotation, molecular function: oxidoreductase activity; zinc ion binding. Gene Ontology annotation, cellular component: mitochondrion. Lineage: Eukaryota; Fungi; Ascomycota; Sordariomycetes; Hypocreales; Nectriaceae. Bases 1 to 1011 code for a protein of 336 amino acids.
AUGCGUGGCAUCCAGAUUAAAGAGUACCUCAAGAGCCCUGAUCAGCUCGUGGUAUCAGACCUCCCCGAUCCCGCCCCCAAAGACGACGCCUACCUCAUCCAGGUCCACGCCGCCGCCGCCAACUUCUUUGACAUUCUUCAGAUCCAGGGCAAAUACCAGAACCAGCCUCCCUUCCCCUGGGUUGCUGGCGCCGAGUUUGCAGGAACCGUCAUCUCCGCCCCUCGCAACAAUCCCAACCCCAAGUUCCCGCCUGGCUCCCGCGUCUUUGGCGCUUCGCAAGGUGCUUUUGCGACCAAGCUCUGCGCCCCUGAGGAGUCCCUUCUUCCCGUUCCAGAUGGAUGGUCAUUUCAAGAGGCGGCGGGUCUGUUUGUCACGGCACCGACGAGCUAUGGCGCCCUGGUCGUGAGAGCAGGCGUCAAGAAGGGUGAUUACGUGCUCGUCCAUGCCGCUGCUGGAGGUGUUGGUCUCGCAGCCGUACAAGUCGCCAAGGCCUUUGGAGCAACCGUCAUUGCCACAGCCUCAACCCAGCACAAGCUCGACAUUGCCAAGUCCUUCGGCGCCGACCACGUCGUCUCCUACAACGACCCCUCGUGGCCCGCCAAGGUCAAGGCCCUGACACCCAAGUCCCGUGGCGUCGACAUUGUCUACGACCCCGUGGGCCUCGUCGACCUCUCGACAAAGUGCACCGCCUGGAACGGUCGCAUUCUCAUUAUUGGCUUCGCCGCCGGCAAGAUUGAAAAGGUGGCCAUGAACAAGGUCCUGCUCAAGAACAUCUCUCUUGUUGGCCUGCACUGGGGCGCCUACUCGAUCCACGAGAGGGAAAUGAUACCCAAGGUCUGGCAGGGCAUCAUGGACCUCGUUAAGGAGGGUAAGCUGAGAGGUACCGAGUAUACAGACCAAGAGUUUGUAGGUUUGGAGAACAUUGGCCCUGCCUUGAAGGCUCUAGGAGGACGCGGCACCUGGGGCAAGGUCGUCGUCAAGAUACCCGAAGAGGGACAGAGCAAGCUGUAG